This is a messenger RNA of Lolium perenne, 886 nucleotides long. Its product is annotated as protein DMP2. Gene Ontology annotation, biological process: endomembrane system organization. The record is from RefSeq and is a predicted model, not a curated record. Lineage: Eukaryota; Viridiplantae; Streptophyta; Magnoliopsida; Poales; Poaceae.
UGGUGUCUAGAUGGAUUCCAUUCAAGUGCAUGUAGCCGGCCAAGAAGCACCAACAACUCAAGAAUCGAAGCCACGGCCGGCUCACGCCGCCAAGUCGCCGGUCGACAAGACGCUGUCCGGCGCGUCGGACCUGCUGAAGCUGCUGCCGACGGGCACGGUCCUAGCCUUCCAAGCUCUGGCGCCGUCCUUCACCAACCACGGCGUGUGCCACACGGCUAACCGCUACCUGGUCCUGGCGCUCAUCGGCGCGUGCAUCGUCUCCUGCGUGCUCCUCUCCUUCACGGACAGCAUCGUCGGCCCCGACGGCAAGCUCUACUACGGCCUGGCCACAUUCUGGGGCUUCUACCCUUUCAACUUCGCCGGCGGCGCCGCCCAACGGGGCGCCGUGUUCAAGGACCUGUCCCGGUUCCGGAUCACCGCGCUCGACUUCGUGCACGCCGUCUUCUCCGCGGUCGUGUUCCUGGCCGUGGCUGUCGCCGACGCCAGCAUACAGAGCUGCCUCUUCCCGGACUGCGGGGCAGACGUCAGAGAGCUGCUGGUGAACCUGCCGCUUGGGGCCGGUUUCCUGUCCAGCGUCGUCUUCAUGAUCUUCCCCACCACUAGGAAGAGCAUCGGCUAUACGGACAUGACACCCCACUCCCACUCGCAGUGAAGCUCGCUCUACCCAACGUACUAGUUUUCCAACCGAUGCAACUAGUCGACAAGAUGAAGCUAUAUCGAUCCGAAACAUGCAUGGAAACUCCUAAUGCAAACACGCAUGUACUGUAUGACCCAAUAUAUAUUGGUAUCCUAUAAGCCUAUAUAUGCUAAUGCUAGUCUAUUCUGAAAUUAUCACUGACAAUUAGCUUUUGGCUGGAUUUUGAGAAUUCCAACUCCUUGGUCAGUA